Molecule: messenger RNA, 3223 nt
Organism: Cuculus canorus (common cuckoo)
Lineage: Eukaryota; Metazoa; Chordata; Aves; Cuculiformes; Cuculidae
Gene: DHODH
Product: dihydroorotate dehydrogenase (quinone)
Exons: 10
Coding region: 56-1441 (461 amino acids)
Biological process (GO): pyrimidine ribonucleotide biosynthetic process; 'de novo' pyrimidine nucleobase biosynthetic process
Cellular component (GO): mitochondrial inner membrane; cytoplasm
Molecular function (GO): dihydroorotate dehydrogenase activity
Source: RefSeq, a predicted model, not a curated record
GCCAAUCACCGCGGCGGGGGCCCGGAAGCGCCCGUGCACGUGGAGGGCUGAGCCCAUGGCGGCGCCGCUGCGCGGCCGGCUGCGGGUGCUGGCGGCGGCACUGGGCGGCUGCGGGCUGCUGCUGGGCUCGGCGCUGGCGGCGAGCGACGAGCGGCUGUUGACGGCGGCCGUGAUGCCCGCGCUCCGGGCUCUCCCUCCCGAGACCGCGCACGGGCUGGCCCUGCGCGCCGCCGCCUCCGGGCUGCUGCCUCCCGCACGGCAGGACGGCCCCGCGCUGGAGGUGCGAGUCCUCGGGCAGCGGUUCCGCAACCCAGUGGGCCUGGCAGCUGGCUUCGACAAGCAGGGCGAGGCUGUGGAUGGGCUGUACAGGAUGGGCUUCGGCUUUGUGGAAGUAGGGACUGUCACACCCAAGCCCCAGGAGGGGAACCCCAGACCCAGGGUGUUCCGGCUGGUGGAGGACGAGGCGGUCAUUAACAGGUAUGGAUUCAACAGCCACGGCCACGAUGCAGUGGAGCGCAGGCUGCGGGCCCGCCGGGAGACACAGCUCAGGCUGACUGAUGAGGGAAUGCCCCUUGGAAUCAACCUGGGCAAGAACAAGAGCUCUACCGAUGCUGCAGCUGACUAUGUGGCUGGGGUCCGGACACUGGGCCCUUUGGCUGACUACCUGGUUGUGAAUGUGUCCAGCCCAAACACCCCAGGGCUGCGGGACCUGCAAGGCAAGGCUGAGCUGCAGGACCUGCUGACCAAGGUGCUGGCAGAGAGGGAUGCACUGCCCUGUGAGCGCAAGCCAGCCGUGCUGGUGAAGAUUGCCCCCGACCUCACGGCACAGGACAAGCAGGACAUCGCUAGCAUUAUCUGCAAGCUCGGUGUGGACGGGCUGAUUGUCAGCAACACCACUGUGAGCCGACCCAGCAGCCUCCGGAGCAGGCAGCGCACAGAGACCGGGGGCCUCAGCGGGAAGCCCCUGCGAGAGCUCUCCACGCAGACCAUCAGGGAGAUGUACUCCCUCACCGGAGGCCGGGUGCCCAUCAUCGGCGUGGGUGGGGUGAGCAGCGGGCGUGAUGCUCUGGAGAAGAUCCGCGCUGGAGCCUCCCUUGUGCAGAUGUACACGGCACUCGUUUACCACGGGCCGCCGGUGGUUGGGGCAGUGAAGCGGGAACUGGAGGAGCUGCUGAGAAGCUGCAUAUGGGAUGGAUCCACACAAAGCUCACCAGGGCUCCCCUCGCAGACCCGUCUGCCUGAGGCUGGGCCCUUGGAAGGUGCCGAAUUCCAUUUCUUCCCUUUGCUGCCAUCUCUUCAGGUCUUUCUUGCGCAACAUGGGCUUGACCUGGACAUAGCGAUCGUUUCCUCUGCAGUUUCUCGAAAUCCACCCUGCAGAGCAGGAUUGCAUCACAGCGCUUCCCUCCACCAAACCUGUUUACAGGAGGAGCAGGACUGCUGACCCCGCUCUCGGUGGCCCUUGGUUUGUGUCAGGACUGUCACUUGCCUGCUCCCCUGCUUCCACAGCGCUCUGCUCCAGCCCAUUUGUUUCCUAGAUCCCCUUCUUUGGGCAGAUGGUGCUUGUUGCUGCUCUAACAGGGAUGUGACCUGGUCUGUUGGGGAGGAUUUUGACAUGCUCUCUCUGGAGGGGGCCUGGGAGGCGGUUGCUCUCCCGGUCUGGUGGCCAUCAUGGCUGUGGGAGCAGAUUCUUCCCCUCUGCUCCACUCUGGUGAGACCCCACUCAGAACCCUGCAUCCAGUUCUGGAGUCCUCAGCACAGGAAGGACACGGAUCUGUUGGAGUGAGUCCAGACAAGGCCAUGGAGAUGAUCUGGGAGCUGGAGCACCUCCCAUAGGAGGACAGGCUGAAAGUUGGGCUUGUUUAGCCUCAAGAAGGGAAGGCUCCCGGGAGACCUUAAAGCAGCUUCCAGUAGUGAAAGGGGCUCCAGGAAAGCUGGGGAGGGGCUUUUUAUCAAUAAGUUCAGGGAUAGGACGAGGGAAUGGUUUGAAGCUGAAAGAGGGGAGAUUUAUAUUAGAUAUUAGGAUGAAAUUUUUUCCUGUGAGGGUGAUGAGGCAGUGGCCCAAGUUGCCCAGAGUGGCUGCCCCAUCCCUGGAGGUGUUCAAGGCCAGGCCGGAUGAACCUUUGAUCAGCCUGAUCCAGGGGAAAGUGUCCCUGCCUGUGGCAGGGGGUUUGGAAUUGGAUGGGCUUUAAGGUCCCUUCUGAUCCUAACCAUUCUAUGAUUUCAAGCGUGGUUGCAUGACUGUGGCUGGUGCUGGGCCAGACAUCUCAAGCCCUGCAUCAUUUAGGGGGACAGGCACCCCAGGAGGUGGGAAGAAGCUUGCACAGGACGGGAAAGCCUGCUUCUGGAGUGUCUGCAGCCAGACACAGAGGUUCCUCCUGAGCCUGAAGGACUGGAGUGUCCAAGGGGUUCACUGGUGGGACCCUCAGUAGGCUGGGUUUCCUUGGGUGAGGGCUGGCCCUACACCUUCCAGAUGGUUUCGGGGUGCCCUCACUGCAACACUGGCACCCUGGGGUAGGUAAGGUGGGUAGGGGUGCCUAUCCCCUCCCCUCCAUGCUGCCCCUUGGUUGUGCUCCUGCUGGAAGCAGACUCCGCUCACCGGAGCAGAGCUCUGCCCUGCGCCCUUGCCAGGUCACAUCCAGCUGGGCAGUGGCCAGCGAUUGCUGCUACGAGUUCCCGUAAGGCUGGGCUGGGCCCUGGCCUUUGCUGACAAACAACCUUCACCCAAGGGCCAGAGACUGCUGGGAUGUGGGGCUGGAGCCCACUGGGCAGGAAGGGGUGGGUGCUUAUGGGAGGUCAGCUUGGCCACAGUCCCUUGGAGCUGGCAAGGGACACGCUGCGACCCUUUGUCCAGCCAGGCUGGCACUGCACAGGGCACUGGCAGCACCGAGCCCCGCUGCACCCUGGCUUUGCGGAGCAGCUGGCAGGAUGCACGCUGGCCACGGCAGAGCCAGGCAUGGGAUGGAGUGGCACUCAACUACUCUGCUCUGGCUUUGCCAACCAGGGCUGGAGCAGCUGCCCCUGCCCGAUGGGGCUGCCAGGUGCCCCACAGGGACUACUCUAGCUUGUGGUGUGGGGCAGGGGCUGGCGCUGGUGUCAUAACAGGGCCCCUCCAACCCCUUGGACAGCCUGGUCUGCACCAGCGUCUGCAGCCAGCUCCCUCUCCACAUAUUUGUAUUUGCAAAAUCCCGGAAACUCUUGGCACACUGGCUUCCCAUGGGGGCUC